This is a messenger RNA of Trifolium pratense (red clover), 1462 nucleotides long. RefSeq names its product probable E3 ubiquitin-protein ligase LOG2. Gene Ontology annotation, molecular function: ubiquitin protein ligase activity. The transcript is spliced from 3 exons. Gene Ontology annotation, biological process: protein ubiquitination. NCBI's taxonomy places the organism in Eukaryota, Viridiplantae, Streptophyta, Magnoliopsida, Fabales, Fabaceae. The record is from RefSeq and is a predicted model, not a curated record. Bases 322 to 1383 code for a protein of 353 amino acids.
GAAAUUCAUAACUGUAAAACACUCAUCAAUAAAUAUUUAAUUUAAUCAAAUAAGUAAAAAAAAAAGUGUUCAUCAAUGGCGUUUCUCCUCAGUGGAGAUAUACGCAACCACCAUCAUCAUAAUCAUCUUCAAAACCCUAUUUCUAUAUUCCUUUCUUCCUCUUUCUAUUUUAUUCAUUCCUUUCUAUUAAUUAAUUAAUAAUUUCACUUUCACCUUCAACAAACAAAUCAAUCAAUUUUAUUCCUUUCAAUUCACCACAUAUGCAACCAAAAUCAAUUCUAAAUUAGGGUUUUCAAUUUCAUCAUCAUCAUCAUCAUCAUCAUGGGAAACAGCUCAAGCAACGGCGGUAACAACCGUCGUCGACACAGCAGUUCAAGAAGAAAUCGGCCACCACCACCACCUGUAACACCACAACCCGAAAUCUCAACAAAUCAUCCAUUUGUUUACCCUGGUUCUUCACCGUACCCGAAUCCACCUAUGCAUUAUCCUCAGUAUAAUUACCCUGGUUAUUAUCCACCACCGGUACCUAUGCAUCAUCCUCAUCAUCAACAUCGUCAUCAUCAUCCUCAUCAACAUAUGGACCCUGAUUGGGUUUCCAGGUAUUAUCCUUGUGGACCGGUUAUGAAUCAACCUGCACCGUUUGUUGAGCAUCAGAAAGCUGUUACUAUAAGGAAUGAUGUUAAUAUUAAGAAAGAGACUCUUGCUGUUUCACCUGAUCAAGAUAACCCUGGUUUUUUUCUUGUUUCGUUUACCUUUGAUGCUACCGUUUCUGGAAGCAUCGCCAUAUAUUUCUUUGCAAAAGAAGAUGAAGGCUGCAUCCUCACCCCGACCAAGGAAAACCAUCGUGCACCUGUAACUGUACAAUUCCAGCAAGGUCUCGGACAGAAGUUUAGACAGCAAGCUGGAACUGGUAUUAACUUUUCAAUGUUUGAGGAGUCAGAUUUAUUAAAGGUGGGUGACAAGGAUGUCUACCCUCUAGCGGUGAAGGCAGAUGCAUCAUCUAAUAAUCAUGAUGGAUCAAAUGAGACUGUGACAUCUGGCAAGACAAACUCUCAAAUAACUCAAGCGGUGUUUGAGAAGGAGAAAGGACAAUUUCGGGUAAAAGUUAUUAAGCAGAUUUUGUCUGUAAAUGGGAUGAGGUAUGAGCUGCAGGAGAUAUAUGGUAUUGGAAAUUCAGUGGAAGGUGGCGUGGAUGACAAUGAACAAGGAAAGGAAUGUGUGAUAUGUUUGUCGGAGCCUCGUGACACAAUCGUUCAUCCCUGCCGACAUAUGUGCAUGUGUAGCGGAUGUGCAAAGGUUUUGAGGUUCCAGACGAAUAGAUGCCCGAUUUGCAGACAACCAGUUGAGAGGCUUUUGGAGAUAAAGGUAGGGACUGAAGAGUAAAGAAAGAUACAUUGUUAAUUUCACAAACUUCCUGUACAGCACAAGUGUAACUGUAAUAAUAUUUUAAUACUUCUCCCUG